UUGCUUGAUUCGACUCUUGAACCAGCGAGAAAAUAACGCUUCGUUCAGUUUAGAUCUGAAAAACGCUGCUACCAAUUCCACCACAUCAUAGAAACUGAGAAAGAAAGAAAGAAAAAAAGAAAGGAAGGAAGAAAGAACGAUUCGAUUUGCAACCACAGCCAUAGCCACUGCGAACCUCACCUCACCUCGAAUGAUAUGCUACGACGACGUCGUCGUCUCGUACCGUUCAACAACUCUCAAUCAAGUGGUUAGGUUAUUCGGUGUUUGGUUUGUACGGAAAUAGGAAUAAAUUUUUGACACCUUCACGCACGACACGAACGCGAUUUGUGUGUGUUUUAUGAGUUUCAAUUUGGAGGAUUUUAAGAGGAGGAUCUGAGCGAUGACCAGGGCUCAAUUUUGGUGAUUCCUGCGGUUACAGUGGGGAGUAAUAACGGGGUGGAUCGGAGAGUGGAUCGGAAAAUGGACCGAAACAAGAGCCGUACCGAUCUACUCGCAGCUGGCAAGAAGAGGCUCCAACAGUUUCGUCAGAAGAAGGACAAUAAAAGUGGUAGUAGCCGUGGAAAAUCAUCAAAAAAAGCUGGUUUACCUCAGCUAGUUGAUUCUGAUUCUGAUGCUGCAAGUAGUGUCUCAGUUUCAACAGCAUCGUCUCAGAGAACUGAUGGAAAUGUUGAAGACGACAGUCACUCAAGUGUGGUUAAUACAGAAACAUCAGAGUCACAGUCUGUGGCAAACUCGUUACCUCCAGACAAUAUUGAUCCAUCUGUUGUUUCAUCAUCAGUCGUCACUACAUAUAAUACGGGUGAUGAAUCUGUAUUGGAUUCUAAUGCUGAGCCAGCACAUCAGGUUCCUGGGAUCUGUGAGAAAGAUAAUGAGUCAUCUGCCCAGGUUCAAGGGAAUAUUGCUGAAGACAUUGAAGCUGAUGUGGCAGAGAAUGUGUCUUUGAGUACUUCAGGUAGCUUGGUUCCUGAAGGAGGAGAAACACAUGAUCAUACAUCUGCACCUGUUUCCAUUUUGUCCCAGCCUGCUCCUGGUACAACUGUUGUGGGUGAGUCUGUUUCAGAAAGAGAGGGUGAAAAGAGGGAAGAAUUGUUGCUUUUAUCACAGGGUAUUCCGAAUACAUCUGUGAUGCAAACAAGGGAAGAUCAGGUAACAGAUUUAGGGGCAAUGCAGGAGGCAGAUGGUUUGGUCAUGAAGAAAUUUUUUCAAAGCCCUGAUUUGGUGAUUGAUGGUCAGAGGGAGCUUCUUUUGUCUGAAGUUGGUGAGAAUGACCAGUCUCUUCCGGGAAUUUCUUUGGAGAAAGCUAGAACUGAGGAGGUGUCUCAUGAAGCUGAACAACUGAGCAAGUCAAUUGAAUUGCUCUCUUCUCACGAGGACAUUGUGUCAGAUAAGCUUUCUGGUUUCGAUAAAGGCCAAGGUGAUGAUAUUGCAGCAUCAGGGACUUCAGAUCUGGAGAGAGAAGUAUUACCUAGUUCACAUCAUGAAGAAAUUUUCCUCCAGUGUAAUCAAGAACAGAAUAGUGAAGUAGUUCUCAUUGAACAGGAUGGGGGACUUCCGGAGGGGUUUAAUCAGCAAUGGCCUCGUGAUGGACUUGCAAUUGAGGAUCCAAAGUCAAGGGGAGCUCAUGAGUUUGAUCCAUCCAGACCAUUGGAUGUGCCUUCUGUUCUUGAUGCAAACUCCAUUAACCUGUUGCAGCUGGCUGAAAUUAUUAAGGGGCUUAAUGAAGAAGAGUGUCAGUUUCUGAUUGAGGCAAGAGUAGCAGAGACUGAUUUGGAUCCUUUAGCCAGUCGUUCAAUUCUAUCGGACCAUGACAUUUCAGAAGCAUUUCAGAGUCUCAAAGAAGAAUUGUUUCUUGAAAAUUUAAUGAAAAAUAUAUUUAACACUCAACUAGCUGAACUGCUGGAGUCUGAUAACCAAGGUCACCAGUUGGUUGAUGAAAUAUAUCAGCUUCGUGCUUCUUAUAAUGAAGUUAAUGAGAAGAAUCAAUACCUUAGUGAAGAACUUCAUAAUAGCCGUGUUGAUCUACAAGAUAUUUCUAGCAAAAAUGUGGAACUGCAAAAUCAAUUUAAUGCUGCCAUGGCUGAGGUGGAAGCUCUUUCUGCCAGAGUGCUUGAGCUGCAGAAUAAUUUUGAUAUGUCUCAAAAAGAUUUUCUGGAAUUAUCCAAAGAGUUGGCUGACUGCAGAGGCUUGAUCUCAAGUUUACAGGUGGAAAAGAAGGGCAUGAAUGAAACUCUUGAUUUGACAAAUGGUGAGAAAAGUAAACUUUUGGAGGAGAAGGAAUUUCAUCUAUUUGAAAUUAAGAAUCUGGUGACUGAAUUAGCUGACUUAAGGGGUUCGAUGGAAGGAGUAAAACUUGAGAAGUCUAACUUAAUUGACAGGAUCUCUUCUGUGACCGAAGAUAGGAGUAAGAUUGAAGAAGAAAUUGAGCAUCUCAAACAUGAGAUUGAUAGGCUGUCAUUAGAUUUGGUUGAGAAUAAAGAUUUGGUGGCAAGUCUACAGGCAGAAAAUUCCAACUUAAAUGGGAACCUUACAUUUUCAGGUGAUAAGAUGAAAAAUCUUGUAGAUGAGAAUCAUAGACUCUCUUCUCAAAUCAUUGCUUUAAAUGAGCAAUUGUCUAUUGAAAAGGGGGAACGAUUGAGGUUUGAAGGUGACCUUAAAGAAGCCACAAUGCAGUUGGAACAAAUUUCCAAGGAAAAUGUAUUUCUCAACAACACUUUGGAUAUGCAUAAGGCCAAUAUAGAAGACACUGGAAAGGAACACAGUCAACCACUAUCUCAACCCAGGGACCUUGGGCAUCAAGGCAAUGUUGUAUGUGAACAAAGAAAGGGCGUUGAAAUUGCAAUUACUGAAGAUUAUCUGCAUAUAGACCAGGAGCCUGAUGAAGGUGCACCAGUGGGGCCACAUCUGAAUAGACAUGAACGUGAAGUAUUUGAUGAUGAUCUUGGGUUUGUUUCAUUGAAGGAAUGCUUGGAUGAGGCAGAGAAAGUUUUGACUAUGCUUGAAAAUGCAGUUAAUGAGUUGCAUUCUCAUUCAGUAUCCUCCAGCAGAUCUGGUGAAAAGGUUUCGUCACCUGUGGUUUCAAAAUUGAUACAGGCUUUUGAAACAAAAGUACAUGAAGAUGAGCAUGAAGGGGAAACAAAGGAUUCCAGUUUUCUUCAGUCAUCAUCAAACUCAUUUAAGUUGACCAAAGAACAAAUUGAAAAUUUGAAAAAAUUGCUUUCGAAGUGGAAACUGGAUGUUCAGACUGCGGGUGCAUUAUUCAAGGGGGAGCGAGAUGAUCGGAAAGCUGGUGAUGCAAAAUACAGUGAUCUUGAGGACCAGUUUGAACAAUUGAAGCAACAUUGUUCAGAUUUGGAAGCAUCCAACAUUGAACUAGUUGUUCAGUAUGAAACCAUGAAGCAACUUCUGGGUGAUAUUCAAGGACAGAAAUCUCUUCUUGAGAAACUCUGUGACACUUUAAAGCAAGAAGAUGCCCGUCUCAAAGCCAAAAAUAAUGAACUUUAUGAGAAGCUUGGACAUUGUCAAUCAUCAAUUAGUGAAUUGCAUACUGAAAUGAAUGAUGUGAAACAAAUUUCAAGUGAAAUGGCUUCUAGUGUUGGCAGUCAACUAGAAAAUUUGCAGAAGGAGGUGACAGAGAGGGCAACCCUACUUGAGCAAGGCUGGAAUAUGUCCAUGGCCCAAAUUGUUGAGUUAGUUGGGAAGCUGAAAGAAUCAGUUGGUGGAAUUAUGAGCACAACUUUCUCUUCUGACACCCACAGUAACCUGGAUAUCACUCAUCAGUUAGAAGUUUCAGUUCAUGCUGCUGCUGAAAUGAUUUUUGAUCUGCAGAAGAAACUUGAAUCUACAAAUUCAGAACAUGAAAUAAUGUGCACAUCAUAUAAAGAAAUGAGUUCAAAAUGUGAUGAUCUGCUUGGGAGGAAUGAAUUGGCUGUUAGUCUAUUGCAUAAGAUGUACAGUGACCUGAGUAAACUUGUACUCGGAAAUGGCAGGACUAUGGAUGAUAAGAUAGAUGUACAAAGUGAAGUGCUUCCUGAACUACUGAACUAUAAUAGCUUUCAGCCCAUAUUGAAACGUAUUGGGAAUAUAUUGAAUGAGAAGCAGGAACUUGAGUCUGUUACCAAGGAGAUGAAGUCGGAAUUGAUGCAUAGGGAGACAGAAUUGGAAGAAUUGAAGAUGAAGUGUGUUGAUUUAGAUUCUGUUAGUAAGCUAAUACAAGAUCUGACAGGUGUGCUAAAUGCAGAUGUCCCAAAGAUUGAUAUGAAUAAAUCUCCCCUUUCAUGGUUAGAUUCUUUAGUGUCUAGUCUUGUACAGAAAAUGCGAGAGGCUGAAAUCCAGCAUCACACGACUAAAGAACUAUAUGGAUCCAAGGAGAUGGAAUUGGCUGAAUUGAAGGAAAAAAUGCAUUAUCUAGACACACUUCGUCUUGAGAAUGAAAAUGAAAUCCAUGUUCUGAAGGAAAGCUUAUAUCAGGCUGAGGAAGCUCUUGUUGUUGCUCGUUCUGAAUUACACAAGAAAACAAAUGAACUUGAGCAUUCAGAACAGCGGGUGUCCUCCAUCCGUGAGAAACUUAGUAUAGCUGUUGCCAAGGGGAAAGGGCUGGUUGUUCAGCGAGAUGGCCUCAAGCAGUCCUUGGCGGAGACAUCCAGUGAAUUGGAGAAAUGCUUGCAAGAGUUACAGUUGAAAGAUACUAGACUGCAUGAGCUUGAAACAAAACUUAAGACAUAUGAAGAGGCUGGUGAACGUGUGGAAGCUCUGGAAUCUGAGCUUUCUUAUAUACGGAAUUCAUCUAAUGCUUUGAGAGAGUCAUUCCUCCUUAAAGAUUCAAUGCUUCAGAGGAUAGAAGAGAUAAUGGAAGACUUAGAUCUCCCAGAGCAGUUUCAUUCAAGGGAUACAAUUGAGAAGAUUGAUUGGUUGGCUAGUUCAGUUUCUGGAAACUCAUUGGCAAUGAAUGAUUGGGAACAGAAAGAUGCUGUGGUAGGAGGCUCAUACUCUGAUGCUGGUUAUGUAGCCAGAGAUUCGUGGAAAGAUGACAGUCAGCUACAACCAGAUUCAGAUGAUUUUAGAAAGAAAUUUGAGGAGUUGCAGAGUAACUAUUAUGGGUUGGCUGAGCAAAAUGAAAUGCUGGAGCAGUCAUUGAUAGAAAGAAACAGCUUACUACGGAGAUGGGAAGAGCUUGUAAAUAGUGUUGAAAUGCCUUCACAUUUGCAGUCUAUGGAGACGGAGGAUAAGAUUGAAUGUAUAUGUGCAGCACUUACUGAGGCUAAUCGUCAUAUAGAUGCUCUACAACUGAAGAUCGAAAAAUAUGAUAGUUAUUGCGGAAUGCUAAAUACCGAUCUGGAAGAAUCUCAAAGGAUGGUGUCUACUUUUCAAGAAGACCUUAGUGCUCUCACAUCUGAGAGAGGGAACCUUUCUGAAAAAGUAGAGUCUUUGGUCCUUGAGAAUGAGAGACUAUCAUUGCAAAUAAGGGAGGCUGAACUUGAGAAAGAAAAGCUGAUUAAGGAAAUGACUAUUGUGAAGAACAAGUUGGAACACAAAACUGCAAUUGAAGAACAACUUUUAACUAUUGAUGGCAAGAUCAGAAAGUUGCAGGACUUGGUUGUUGAUACCUUAUCAGAAUCUGAUACACAAAAUAUGGGGUUUGGUGAUGCAAAUAUUGAUUCCUUGGAAGAAUUGCUGGGAAAGCUCAUACAAAAGCUGAAGAUGGAACAGAAACUGUCUGCAUCGACAAGAGAAACUGAACUUGAGAAUGAACGGCUGCUUAUAGAAAUAUCUGGUUUGAAGGACAAAUUGGAACACAAAACUGCUAUUGAAGAACAAAUUUUCACUAUUGAUGGCAAGAUCAGAAAGUUGCAAGACUUGGUUGGUGAUGCCAUGUCAGAAUCGGAUACACAAAAUAUGGUGUUUGGUGAUGCAAAUAUUGAUUCCUUGGAAGAAUUGCUGCGAAAGCUCAUAGAAAAGCUGAACAUGGAACAGAAACUGUCUGCAUUGACAAGAGAAAAUGAACUUGAGAAUGAAAGGCUGCUUAAAGAAAUAACUAGUUUGAAGGAUAAAUUGGAAAACAAAACUGCAAUUGAAGAACAAAUUUUCACCAUUGAUGGCAAGAUCAGAAAGUUGCAAGAUUUGGUUGGUGAUGCCUUGUCAGAAUCUGAUUCACAAAAUAUGGUGUCUGGUAAUGCAUCUAUUGAUUCCUUAGAAGAAUUGCUAGGAAAGCUCAUAGAAAAGCUGAAUGUGGAACGGAAGCUAUCUGUAUUGACAAGAGAAACUGAACUUGACAAUGAAAAGCUGCUUAAGGAAAUAUCUAGUUUGAAGGACAAAUUGGAACACAAAACUGCAAUUGAAGAACAAAUUUCCACCCUUGAUGGCAAGAUCAGAAAGUUGCAAGACUUGGUUGGUGAUGCCUUGUCAGAAUCUGAUUCACAAAAUAUGGUGUCUGGUAAUGAACCUAUUGAUUCCUUAGAAGAAUUGCUAGGAAAGCUCAUAGAAAAGCUGAAAACAGAACAGAAGCUAUCUGCACAGACAAGAGAAACUGAACUUGAGAAUGAAAAACUUCUUAAUGAAAUAGCUAUUUUAAAGGAUAAAUUGGAACAGAAAGCUGCCAUUGAAGAACAGAUUUUCAUCAUUGAUGAUAAGAUCAGAAAAUUGCAUGGUUUAGUUGGCGAUGCCUUGUCAGAAUCUGAAACAGAAAAUCUGGUUUCUGGUAGUGAAAAGAUUGAUUCCUUGGAGGAAUUGCUGAGAAAGCUUUUACAAAAUCAUGCGAAUCUUUUGUCAAUGAAUCCUGCAUAUGGGGUUGUAGGUGAUGGACUCCGUUCACAAAAGGAUGAUGGUACAGUUUGUGAAGAAAGAAGUAUAGAUGUGCAGGAUAAGGAGGCAAGUAUUGAUAGAUAUAAAAUAGAUCUGGAGAAGUCUUUGAAUGAAUUGCUGCAUGUGAAGGAGGAGAGAGAUAGAUUUUUUGACAAACAAAUAUCUUUAUCUGGUGAAGUUGAAGCUAUGACUAAAAGAAUUGAGGAGUUGCAAGGGCUUCUUAAUCAGGAGGAGCAUAAAUCAGCAUCUCUCAGAGAGAAGUUAAACGUUGCAGUUAGGAAAGGGAAGUCAUUGGUGCAGCAGCGUGACAGUCUAAAACAAACUAUUGAAGAGAUGACUGUUCAGAUGGAGCACUUGAAAUCUGAGAUCAGCAACCGGGAUAAUACACUUGCAGAGCAUGAACAGAGGUUGGGACAAUUAUCAACCUACCCAGAUAAGUUAGAAGCUCUUGAAUCAGAGAGUUUGCAACUGAAGAAACAUUUCGAAGAAACAGAGCACCGUUUGCAGGAGCAAGAAUAUUCUUUGAAACUGAUUUUGAACAAGUUAGGUGAGAUUGAGGUUGGUGGUGAAGGUUAUAUUAGUGAUCCAGUGAAGAAGUUGGAACAGGUUGGGAAACUAUGUUCUAAUCUGCAUAAUACUGUGUCAUCUUUAGAACAAGAGUCCAGGAAGUCUAAAAGAGCAUCAGAACUCCUACUGGCAGAGUUAAACGAGGUUCAAGAGAUGAAUGAUAGUUUUCAGGAGGAGCUUGCAAAGGUGAAUGCUGAACUUGUGGAUAUCAGAAGAGAAAGGGAUUCAGCUGAGGCCUCCAAACUGGAAGCACUUGCACAUCUGGAAAAGUUAUCAUCCUUGCACGAGGCUGGAAAACAGAGCCAUUUAUCUGAUAUCAUGGAAUUAAAAUCUAUUCUGAACCUUGUCUUCAAAAGCUUUGGUGAGGUUCACAAUUUACUGACCAAUGCAUUUAUGUUUGAUUUGGAAUCUUAUCGGAAAUUGGAGGCUGGUCUUGAGUCAUGCAUGAAAGGAAACAAUGCUACAAAUAUGGUGGAUUCAUUCAUCACCAGAGAACACUGGGCAUCUUCUAAUAAGAAGAGCUCUGUGCCUGCAAAUCCUUGGGAAGAUUUUGACGCAAUUGAUCAGUAUGAUGAUGAUACCUCUGUUGAAAAUCUUCGUCUAUUUGGUCAUCAACUACAAGAGUUCAUGACGAAGGUCAGUUCUCUUAAGGAUAAAAUAAACAUACACUCAAGUUUGGCAGAGGAACUAGACAAAACUCUAUCUAAACUAAUGGCAAGUAUUCAAAGGGAAAUGACUUCCCAAAAAGAGUCGUGUGAAACCAUGAAGAAAGAACUAAGUGAGCAUGAUGAGAAACUCGUUGCAUUAGGUGGGAUCAUUGCUUACCUUUAUGAAGCAUGCAAUAACUCUUCCAUUGUACUUGAAAAUGAAAAAGCGGAACUGUGUGGGACGAAGGUUGAAUCUUCAGAUCUAGGGAUGAGCUUGGAAACUCCUUCGUUUAAUGAUGACAUAUCUGAAGAAUGUAUUAAAACCAUGGCAGAUAGAUUGCUGGUGACUGUGAAAGGGUUUACUAGUAUAAAAGCUGAAUUUUUAGAUGCUAAUCAAAAAGAAAUGAAGUCUACUAUAGCAAAUUUGCAGAGAGAGCUUCAGGAGAAGGAUGUUCAAAGAGAUAGGAUUUGCUCAGAUCUGGUAAAACAGAUCAAGGAUGCUGAAGCUGCUGCAACCAGUUACUCUCAAGAUCUUCAAGCUUUUAAGAUUCAAGAACAUAAUUUAAAGAAAGAGGUGGAAGCAAUUGAGGCAGAAAGGAAGAUACUUGUACAUAAAGUGAAUGAGCUACAGGAUAGGCAAGAAACCACUGCUGAAUUAGAGGAGAAAAUGCGAUCUCAGACUGGUUUACUGGCUGCCAAAGACCAAGAAAUUGAAGCACUAAUGCAUGCCCUCGAUGAGGAAGAAACACAAAUGGAAGAAUUGACAAAUAAGAUUGUUGAUCUGGAAAAGGUUGUGGAACAAAAAAAUCAAGAGAUUGAGAACCUUGAAUUUUCUCGUGGUAAGGUUAUGAAAAAGCUUUCCACAACUGUCAGCAAGUUUGAUGAGCUUCACCACCUUUCGGCAAAUCUCCUUUCUGAAGUUGAAAAGCUCCAAUCCCAGUUGCAAGAAAGAGAUACUGAAAUUUCAUUCUUGAGACAGGAGGUUACCAGAUGCACUAAUGAUGUUCUUCUUGCAUCACAAAUGAGCAAUAAGAGAAACUCUGAUGAGAUCUUUGAGUUCUUGACAUGGGUUGAUAUGGUUGUGUCUCAUGACGGAGCGCAUGAACUACAUCCUGAUAUGAAGAGCAAUAGUCAGGUUCAUGAAUACAAAGAAAUACUGCAGAAGAAGCUUAUGUCUUUAUUGUCAGAAUUGGAAAAUCUAAGGGAAGUUGUAGAAAGCAAGGAUGCGAUGUUGCAAGUAGAAAGGAGUAAGGUAGAAGAAUUGAAUCACAAAACAGAAACUCUUGAGACGUCCUUACACCAGAAAGAACUGCAAUUGAAUUUGCUUGAAAGCGUGGAAGAAACUGGAAAGGGAGCUAGCACAAGCUCAGAAAUUGUGGAGGUAGAACCAGUGAUGAACCGUUGGUCACCAUCAGGUGCUUUUGUUGCACCUCAAGUACGCAGUUUGCGCAAAGGCAACAGUGAUCAUAUUGCCAUUGCUGUAGAUGAAAACCCUGGGGGUACUAGUAGGAUAGAAGAAGAAGAAGAGGAUGACAAAGUCCAUGGUUUCAAAUCCCUGACUUCAUCCAAGAUUGUCCCAAGAUUUACUAGACCAUUGACUGACUUGAUUGAUGGCUUAUGGGUUUCUUGUGAUCGGACUCUAAUGAGACAACCUGUCUUACGGCUUGGAAUUAUAUUUUAUUGGGCCAUAAUGCACGCACUACUUGCCUUUUUUGUAGUUUAAGGUGCGGAAGUGCCACCUUUUAUAGAUUGGGGUUUACUUCACUUGAAAAAGGAUUCAGUUAAGUUGUACAGUAUCUGUGUCUUCCUGAGGAAGUUAUAGAUAUAAUAAAAUUAAAAGAUGCAGCAGCUGCCACAAUGAGUUACAGGCAGAGAGAGCAUUGAAGAAAAGAUGAGAAAGCAGAUUGCUCAAUAUUUGGAGAGCAAUGGUUCUUUUUAAAAUAUACCUUCAACAAGAUUAAUACUAUCUAUUGGAGGAUAGUUAUUGAGCCUUGAAAAUCUUGGACAGUAUGACUAGUUAGGUAUAUAGGAAACAAUUCUUUUGAGAACUUCGAUUAAGCUUUUUUUAAUCUGCUUAGGCAUUAGAAAUUUCUCACUUGCCAUUCUUUGUAUUCUCACAUCAAUCCUAGCGUUGUUAUGAAUUUCUUUUUUUUGGCACUUUCUCGAUCAUUAUAAUAUAUAGUACAUGUAAACUACAAAUAUAUUUUUGACCUUUGGACA
Messenger RNA from Vigna unguiculata (cowpea), 10232 nucleotides. Its product is annotated as nucleoporin. The record is from RefSeq and is a predicted model, not a curated record. Lineage: Eukaryota; Viridiplantae; Streptophyta; Magnoliopsida; Fabales; Fabaceae.